AUGCGCAUUUCCUACGUCCAUGCGCUCUUCUGGAUCGUGUGGCUGUUUCUCCUGAUUUUCAGCUACUUCAACUCGUACGAUGACCCCUCCUCCAUCUUCUACGACACGCGCCGCGCCUACGAGCAGCGCUUCUCGCUCGUGAGAUCCGCCGAAGCCGACCAGUUCCUCAAGCAGCCUUCGGGCGUGAAGUCGUCAGCCUCGCAGAAGGACAAGCUUCUAUGUAUCGGAAUCCCCAGCGUCAAUCGCACCUCCGAGUCCUUCCUCUCGCACACCGUCGCUACGCUGACCGACACCCUGACCCCUGACGAGCGCAAGUCCGUCCAUAUCGUCGUCCUCCUCGCCGACAAGUCCCCGCAAGCACAUUUCGCGUACGGCCAGAAAUGGCUCGAUCAGAUUGUUGACGAAGUCUUGGUGUAUGACACCGAGUCAACGCCCUCCAACAUCAGCGACGUGUACCGCACGAUUCCCUUCAACGUCUACAAGGACCCGCGUGGCGACGGGCGGGUUGAGAACAUGCGUCUCGACCACUCCGUGCUCGUUGAGACGUGUCGCAACUACGGGUCACCCUACUUUGCGCUCGUGGAGGACGACAUCGUGGCAUCGCGGGACUGGUUCCGCCGGUUCAAGAAAGGGCUCGCAUACACGGAGAGCCAGUCGGAAAAGACACAGACCGACUGGAUGUAUCUACGACUGUUCUACUCGGAGAUCUUCAUGGGGUGGAACAGUGAAGAAUGGCUGACGUACUCGGAAACAAUCUUCCUGGUCUACGUCGUCAUCCUAGCCCUAUUCCUAGAGGCUCGGAGGCGUUGGAAAUUUGGUGCUAGGUCUGGCGCUUCAGCAGCCGAGUCGAAUAUUCUCGCAGCAGCGGUGUUCGGUCUUUGGAUACCGGCGAUGAUUGUCUUGUAUUUCAUGGCAGGACGAGUGUCAGUGAACAGACUCAUCCCGUGGCCCAAUCCCGGCGCGCGCGAGAUGGAGCGCUACGGAUGCUGCGCGCAGGGCCUGGUUAUCCCCGAGAGACACCUCGAAGGAUUCCAGAACCUACUGAGGAACCCUCCGUAUGACUUUGCGGGAGACCAGAAACUAGAAGGUUAUGCGGAGAGCCGGGGAUUGAGGAAAUGGGCUUUGGAGCCCAGCGUGUUCCAGCAUGUUGGCCUGAAGCAGUCGUCUGCUGGAGAUGUUCGAGCUGAGGUAUGGAAUUUUAGCUUUGAGCGGCAACACAAGAGAUAG
This is a messenger RNA of Phaeoacremonium minimum UCRPA7, 1227 nucleotides long. Its product is annotated as putative integral membrane protein. Lineage: Eukaryota; Fungi; Ascomycota; Sordariomycetes; Togniniales; Togniniaceae. The record is from RefSeq and is a predicted model, not a curated record. The transcript has a single exon. Gene Ontology annotation, biological process: GPI anchor biosynthetic process. Gene Ontology annotation, cellular component: Golgi membrane. Bases 1 to 1227 code for a protein of 408 amino acids. Gene Ontology annotation, molecular function: glycosyltransferase activity.